Molecule: messenger RNA, 1213 nt
Organism: Camelina sativa (false flax)
Lineage: Eukaryota; Viridiplantae; Streptophyta; Magnoliopsida; Brassicales; Brassicaceae
Source: RefSeq, a predicted model, not a curated record
AUGAGUAUGAAUCAUCUCACGGAUUCAGGUAAGGAUAUGUGGUCGAAUUUGUUUUUACUUGUGGAUACUGCGGUUAUGGUUCAGGAAGAAGAACAACGUCGUCGUCGUGGGGAAGAAGAAGAUAGCGAGAAGAGUUUCUUCUAUCUUUUCCCGAGGAAGAAAAGGUCGUCUUUGGUGAGGAGAAGAUACACACAACAAAACCCUAGUGGGGUUUCUAUGAUGUCAUCUUCUUCAUCGCUCGAUGAUCACGAGACGAAAAGCACACAAAACCCUAGUUUUUUAGAUGAGCCUUUGGUGUCUGAUGCGGAGCUACUACGUGCAAAGAAGGGGAAAUCUAAGAUUGUCUGUGAAGAUUACGACUACCGUGAUGAGUCGAAGAGACUGGUAAGUAACCUAGGACGAAACUUGGAUGAUCUUGAUGGGGCGUCGUCUUCUAUGUCUUCAUCGUUCCUGAACCAUCGUUGUUAUAACACGGCUAAGUCUGAGAAGACAGAGACGAACGACCCUAGUUACGAACCAUGCCUAAAGGAGAAGACGACAAGCGGCAAGAGGCGUGCCGUGGAGCAGAGGAAGAGUGGUAAUGUCAAGAAAGAAAAGGUUGCUUCUUUCCAAAGGAGGACGGAUACAGAUGCACCGGAGUGGAUUUUUCAGGUGAUGAGUAGAAUGAGAGCUGAUGCCGCAAACCCGUUGCUGAUCUUUGAGAGGGGUCUAACACCGACUGAUGUGAGUUCAACUCAGUGCCGUCUCUUAAUCCCAUGCCAGCAGCUAAUCAGAAACGAUUUCUUGACGCCGAGGGAGUCUCGAGCCAUGAAUAAAGAGGAAUACAUCGAAAACGAGGAUGAUACUAUCGGUGUGGGAACAAUUCUUGUGAACCAAAGAUGUGAAAAGUGGGGAUUGCGUUUCAAGCUAUGGCCGAUGGAAAAGGAAACUGGACAUGGAACCUUGAAUUACGCUUUGAACUGGGCGUGGAACGAUGUCGUCAAGGGUAACAACUUAAAAGCCGGGGACAAGAUCAGUCUUUGGACUUUCAGGUGCCGUGGAGUAGUCUGCUUUGCUCUUGAGACAUACUAAGCUUCUUCAUUAAUUUGGUGUCUGAUAAUGUUUGAUUUCUCUCUUGACUCGAUUUAACUUGAUUGAUCUAGUUUAUUUCUUCUGCACAGCCAUUGAACUUGGGGUUUUGGUCUAGUAAUAACUUCUAGGAAGUGUUAAUUAG